Molecule: messenger RNA, 279 nt
Organism: Moneuplotes crassus
Lineage: Eukaryota; Ciliophora; Spirotrichea; Euplotida; Euplotidae
Source: the annotation of a GenBank genome assembly
AAGCUCCAAUGAAGAGAACUGACAAGUCCCGAAAUCAUACAUUGUCCCUCCUGACCAAGACUCUUGAGUUUAAGUUGAAGACUCAGAGCUACUAUGAAAUAAGGCCAGGGUUGGCUUCCCGCAAAAAUUUAAAGAAAAAGGAAUUAUGUUCGAAUAAAUUCCGACAAAUCCUCAGAGUACAAGAGCAAGACCUGAGAUGAACAAAUUUCCCUGAGGUGUCAAUGAAGCAAUCCCUCAUCGAUUCUUUGUAAACUGCUCGCUAAUUGAACAUGUUUUGUA